AUGAAGGGAUUUGUUGCCGUCGCCCUGGCGGCGCUGGCCAGCGGCGUCUCUGCUGCCCACCACCGCCAUGCCCACGAGCACCUUUUCAAGAAGGGUCUGAAUGAGACCGGCGAGAUGUGCACUCCUGGCUGCACUACCAUCUGGAAGACAAUCACUGGCGAGCCUACUCUCAUUGUUCACGCCACCAAGACCCAGACCGAGACGGUUACUUGCACCGAGUCCUCUACUCCGGCUCCUCCUCCUCCUCCCCCGACGACCAAGGCUCCUCCUGCCACUACCGAGAUCGUUGUGGUGCCUACUCCCGUUGUCCACACCUGCCCAACUCCUGGCACCUACACCUUCCCGGCGACUACCGUCACAGUCACGCAGACCACCACUGUUUGCGAUGCCACUUCGACCAAGGUUCCCUCGGGCACUCACACCAUUGGUGGCGUGACGACUGUUGUCGUGACUGCUACCACUGUCACUUGCCCGGUCGCUACCGUUCACACCAGCGGCACCGUCACCACCAGCACCAUUGUCCAGACCACCUACGUCUGCCCCAGCGCUGGUACUUACACCAUUGCUCCCAUCACCACCACGGUCAGCGAGGAGACCGUCAUCGUCUAUCCUACUCCUGCCACCUAUAAGCCCGGCACGUACACUGCUCCCGAGCAGGUCGUCACCGUCACCAAGACCGGCUACGUUACCAUUUGCCCUCUCACCAGCAAGGGUCUCCCAACCUCCACCCCGGCUCCGGCUCCCGCCCCGGUGAAGACCCAGGCUCCUCCCCCUCCCCCUCCCGUCAAGACUCCCGAGGCUCCCAAGAAGUCCCCCCCUACUGGCGGCCUGAAGAGCUCUAAUGACCACAUGGGCAUCACCUACACUCCUUAUGUCGGCAGCAAUGGCCAGUGCAAGAGUGCCAGCCAGGUUGAUGUUGAUAUUGCCUCCAUCAAGCAGGCUGGCUUCAUCAACGUCCGAGUCUACUCUACUGACUGCAACACUCUCAAGAAUGUCGGAGAUGCCUGCAAGAAGCACGGCCUGAAGAUGAUUAUCGGUGUCUUCGUCAAGGGCUCUGGCUGCUCCAUCAACACUCCCGAUAUCAAGGAGCAGGUCGACGAACUCGCUGCAUGGAACCACUGGGAUCUCGUCGAGCUUCUCGUCAUCGGUAACGAGGCCAUUAUGAACAACUACUGCUCUGCCCAGCAGCUCAAGGACCUCGUUGUUGCUGUCAAGAGCAAGUGCUCCGGUAAAUACUCUGGUCUCGUCACCAUUUCCGAGACUCUCAACAUCUGGCAGCGCAAGGACGUGUCCUCGACUCUUUGCUCUGUCAUCGACCUUACUGGUGCCAAUAUCCACCCCUUCUUCAACACUGGAAUCGCUCCUAGCCAGGCCGGAAACUUUGUUCAGGGCCAGAUGGACAUUCUCGAGAAGAUUUGCGGCAAGAAGGUCAUCACCCUUGAGACUGGCUGGCCCGUGACGGGUAUCACCAACGGCCUGGCUAUUCCUGGUCUCAGCGAGCAGUCCAUUGCCGUCAAGUCGAUCCGACAGAAGUGCGGCGACUCAGUCGUCUUCUUCUCUUUCGAGAACGACUACUGGAAGGCCGCCGGCCCCUUGGGUUGUGAGCAGGGCUGGGGUCUGGGUGCCUCUUUCGGCAUCAAGAUUUCAUUGUAA
Molecule: messenger RNA, 1653 nt
Organism: Pochonia chlamydosporia 170
Lineage: Eukaryota; Fungi; Ascomycota; Sordariomycetes; Hypocreales; Clavicipitaceae
Product: glycoside hydrolase family 17
Exons: 2
Coding region: 1-1653 (550 amino acids)
Biological process (GO): cell wall organization
Cellular component (GO): fungal-type cell wall; extracellular region; cell surface
Molecular function (GO): 1,3-beta-glucanosyltransferase activity; glucan endo-1,3-beta-D-glucosidase activity
Source: RefSeq, a predicted model, not a curated record